AUGAAAGGAGUUAAGAGAUUUGGCAAGAAAGGAAAGUUAAUUCCUCGAUUUGUUGGACCAUUCAAGAUUUUAGAGAGAAUUAGGGACGUGGCUUAUAGAUUAGCCAUGCCUCCAGCUUUUUCAGGAGUGCACAAUGUUUUUCAUGUGUCUAUGUUAUGCAAGUAUGUUUCAGACCCGUCUCACAUUCUUAGUUAUGAGGUGUUGGAUAUGCAACCAGGCCUAUCAUAUGAAGAGAAGACGGUAAAGAUUCUUAUUAAGAAAGAAAAUGCAUUAAGGGAUAAGACGAUCGGGUUAGUCAAGGUCCUUUGGAAAAAUAGUUCUACCGAAAAUGCAACAUGGGAAUUGGAAACCAAUAUGAGGGAGCAGUACCCAGAAUUGUUGAGGUAG
This is a messenger RNA of Humulus lupulus (European hop), 387 nucleotides long. RefSeq lists its product as uncharacterized. The transcript has a single exon. Lineage: Eukaryota; Viridiplantae; Streptophyta; Magnoliopsida; Rosales; Cannabaceae. The record is from RefSeq and is a predicted model, not a curated record. Bases 1 to 387 code for a protein of 128 amino acids.